UGACUCUUAACAUUGCAUUUCACAUGACAAUCAUUCAGCUGGAAGGUUGUAAAAUGAAAUUAACCAAAACCAAACCAAAAUGUCUCCUGAUUUUAACAGUUUUCAUCACAGCUGUACGGUCUGAAGCAUCUUCUCAUGAUAAAGAUCUGAGAGUCCUGAUUGUUGGAGAUGAACGUCAUGUCAGAUAUUCUACAGAAGUUCUGUUAGGAAAGAAAGAAAGCGGACAGAUGAAUGAUACAGUCAUUAUGAAUGAUGGUCAGAGAAUGAUAGUGGUCAGUGGACCAAAUCCCUGUUUCAAAAACACAGAAGAAAGUUUUAAAACAGCUCUGUUCCUCUCAUCUCCUGGACCUCACGCUGUUCUGAUGGCUCUCGAUCCAGAAUCUGAGCAGUGUGAUCUUCUCAAACAUCUUCAUGAGUCGCUGGGAUCAGAAGUCGUACGGUACUGCAUCGUUCUUCUGCUCCAACAACAACAACACCGAGAGAAAGCUGAAGACAUCACAGCAGGUAAAGCUAGAAAAAUGAUCAACACAUGUGGAGGAAGAUUUCACAGAAUCACUGACCCCAGACCUGCUCUUAUAGCAGAAAUAAACAAGUUACUCUGGCUUAAUGAAGGAACCUUUUACUCACUGGAGAUUUUUAAAACAUUACAAGACACAGAGCAAACACAUAUAGAUGAAGAUGCUGUUGAAGAAGUUCGUCUCUUUACUGUUAUAUGUCAAACUUUAGGAGGAACCACAGCUGUUGUAGGUUUGAGUCUCAUGCUCUUAAUAAUCGUUCUGGUGGGCAUUCAGUUUGGAAAUUUGCUGAGAUUUUUGUCAGGAUUUGUUGUUUUAAUUGCUUUUGAGGUAACAUCAAGAAACUGUCUCAGACCAGAAGUUUCUAUACCUUUAAAUUUGGCCUUGAGCUCAUCAAUAUUAACUGUAGUUAUAAUGAGCAAAAGGGAAUUCAGAGAAUACAUUAUCAUUACCAUAUUUGUCACAUUACCACUAAUGAUUGAACCAUUAUCACAAGACAGAUUUAAUAUAUCAAGAGCAAUGUUAUUUUGUUUUGUCUUACAUUUCAUAAGAGACAUUUUGUUUUUGGUGUGUUUAAAUACAGCUGUUGGUGUGUUUAGUAGUAUAAGAUCAUGGUCAGAUGUGAUCAUAGUGUGUUACACUGCAUUUGGCAUCACAGUCAGCAAUAUUACAAUGUCAUUUUUAAUUUAUAGAAACUUCUGUAUAUUGAAAGACCGUGGCCCGUUGGUCUUGGUGUUUGGUUUGUUCCUGUGGUGUAUGGCGGCUGGGACUCUUUCAAUAGGAUUUGUAACUGCGUUCAGUCUGUUUGACAUAAAGAUCACAAUAACUUUGUAUAUAUUAGGAUUUUCAAUGGCAUAUUUCUAUUUUAAAAGUUAAAUUUUUGUUUUUUUGUUUUGUUUUGCUAUUUGAACUCCUUUCAUCCUAUUUUCUUGUGUCUUAAUAUUUACUUAUCAGCUGUUGUACCUGAUUUGUAAACAAGUUUCAAACAAGCAUUUAGAUGGUUGGUUUUAUAUAAAAUUUCCACUGUUGGGUUUGUAUUGGUGAAGUGAAAGUGACAAGCUAGCUAUGCAAUGGAUACCGUACUCGAAAUGUGACUUAUCCCAGCACCCGGGGUGCAAUUAGGGUUAAGGUGUUUUGACUCAAGGGCACAACAGUUUCUACCCGCUGAAAUAUCUAGCUUGAUCUAUUUAAAAUAAAAACUUUGUUUAUAUUUUUAAUCAAGCAGAAACUAUAAAAAUAUUUAAUACUAUCAGGUAAUAUCUCACAUACAUUGGAAACAAUUAAUUGUACUACGUAUUAAUUACCAUUUCAUGCAUUUAUGGUGUAACCAUUUCAAUUGUAACUUUAAGUCAGUGCUGUUAUUAAACCUUUUCAUUUACAAAUCUGUUGUUUAGUUUUGAUUAAGUGUUAAUACUUAAACGCUACAUAUUGGAAUACAAUAUAUUUAUAUUCUAGCAAUGCUCUCCCACAUAUUUUGCUAUUUUAACUGCACUUAUUUCUGUCAUUGGUGUAAGUUGCAAAAGGGUGAUAAUUGACAAGAAAUACACAGUUUUACACCAUCUUGCUGAUAACAUUUCUCAGUCAUUUCGGCAUUCCUACAGAUUGAACCACUGUAAAUCCACCCUUACAGGGCGCAGCCAAAGUCUUGUGUUUUUCAAGUGCACCAUGCUC
This is a messenger RNA of Paramisgurnus dabryanus, 2186 nucleotides long. RefSeq lists its product as uncharacterized. The record is from RefSeq and is a predicted model, not a curated record. NCBI's taxonomy places the organism in Eukaryota, Metazoa, Chordata, Actinopteri, Cypriniformes, Cobitidae.